AUGCAAUUCUCUACUUUGUCUGUCGCUUUCUUCUCUUUGGCUACUUUGAUCAAGGCUGAUGCCAUCUCUCAAAUUGGUGAUGGUCAAAUCCAAGCUGCUACCACCACCACUGAAGCUCCACGUUCUACCGUUGCUGCCGUCUCUCAAAUUACUGACGGUCAAAUCCAAGCUACCACUUCUACUCACGCUGUCACUGAACAAACCACCAACGGUGCUGCUAAGGCUGUCGUCGGUGCCGGUGCUUUGGCUGCUUUCGCUGCUUACUUGUUGUAA
Vanderwaltozyma polyspora DSM 70294 is the source of this 273-nucleotide messenger RNA. It is a transcript of the gene CWP2, whose product is annotated as Cwp2p. The transcript has a single exon. Gene Ontology annotation, molecular function: structural constituent of cell wall. NCBI's taxonomy places the organism in Eukaryota, Fungi, Ascomycota, Saccharomycetes, Saccharomycetales, Saccharomycetaceae. The coding region runs from base 1 to 273 and encodes 90 amino acids. Gene Ontology annotation, cellular component: cell wall. The record is from RefSeq and is a predicted model, not a curated record.